This is a messenger RNA of Penicillium taxi, 642 nucleotides long. Its product is annotated as elongation of very long chain fatty acids protein. Gene Ontology annotation, molecular function: fatty acid elongase activity. Lineage: Eukaryota; Fungi; Ascomycota; Eurotiomycetes; Eurotiales; Aspergillaceae. Gene Ontology annotation, cellular component: endoplasmic reticulum membrane. Bases 1 to 642 code for a protein of 213 amino acids. The transcript has 2 exons. The record is from RefSeq and is a predicted model, not a curated record. Gene Ontology annotation, biological process: fatty acid elongation, saturated fatty acid; very long-chain fatty acid biosynthetic process; sphingolipid biosynthetic process.
AUGUCCCUAGUUCUGCUGCGCGCAAAUACUCAAACACUGUGGGAAGAAGGAGCUGCUUAUAUCGGAUGGAUAUUCUACAUGUCCAAGUUCUACGAAUUCGUGGACACGAUAGUGAUUCUCGCCCGCGGGAAAAAGAGUUCUCUAUUGCAAACCUACCACCAUGCUGGUGUUAUCAUAUGUGGGUGGGCUUCGCUCAGAUAUGAGUCUCCAGCAUAUCUAGUUGGGAUUGUAUUGAACUCUGGCAUUCAUACGCUAAUGUACUCUUAUUUCACGGUUCAAUCCUUUGGAGUCUCAAUACCAAUGAGUAUUAAACGCUCUUUGACGAGGCUACAAAUUGCUCAGUUUGUGACGGGCUUUUUCUGGGGUUAUGGCUAUCUUUUCGUGAAGUAUAACGAGCCCUCAGAUACGAUGAAUGGAACUAUUGUGAAUAUUGUGGCGGCUGGCUCGCAUAUACCGAUUGAGCAGAAUGUCUCGCCGGUAGUAGGCUCUGCCUUGGGUCAUAGUGGUCGGGAAGUCUCUUGUCUAAGCGACAGCGGAGAAGCCUUCACCAUAUUAUUGACCACUGUCUAUGUCUUUCCUUUGCUAUUGCUUUUUGUGCGGUUUUUUAGCGACUCGUAUGGUAAGAAGAAUAACAAAGGGUGA